AAUAGAGGCAAGCCCAAGUGGGAGCAUCUAAAUGAAGAUUUACAUGUACUAAUCACUGUGGAAGAUGGUCAGAACAGAGCAGAAAUCAAAUUGAAGAGAGCUGUUGAAGAAGCAAAGAAAUGAUUGGUACCUGCAGCAGAAGGAGAAGACAGCCUGAAGAAGAUGCAGCUGAUGGAGCUUGUAAUUCUGAAUGGCACCUACAGAGAUACCAACAUUAAAUCACCAACAACCCAGGCUGCUCCAAGGAUUAUUACUGGGCCUGUGCCGGUUCUCCCACCAGCUGCCCUGCGUACUCCUACACCAGCUGGCCCUACCAUAAUGCCUUUGAUCAGACAGAUACAGAUCACUGUCAUGCCAAAUGGAACUCCUCACCCAACUGCUGCAAUAGUUCCUCCAGGGCCCAAAGCUGGCUUAAUCUAUACACCCUAUGAGUAUCCUUACACAUUGGCACCAGCUACAUCAAUCCUUGAGUAUCCUAUUGAACCUAGUGGUGUAUUAGGUGCGGUGGCUACUAAAGUUCGAAGGCACGAUAUGUGUGUCCAUCCUUACCAAAGGAUUGUGACCGCUGACCAAGCCGCCACCGGCAACUAACCUAUGACCUUCUGACCUCUGAACUUUUCACCCAAUGAUGACCUGACCAUGCCUGCCUGCUGAUCAGUUAACUGGUAAUCACCUUUGCUUGCCUGUCGUCAGUGCAGCAAGCUGAGGCACUUGUCAGUUCAUCUUACCAUCUAACCAAACAAAAGACAAAGAAAUUGUUGUCCUCCAACUCAGUUUUUUUUUUUCCUGUUUGGGUGAAAGUGGUUCUAGUAAAGCAAUAAGGCCCAAUUCAUCCUACAGCACUGAUCAUUUUCUAAUAUCCCACCCUAAGCAAAUGGUAAGAAGGCCUCUCUUAAGAAGGGGAGACAGAUGGCCCUUAACUACUCAAUGACAGAGGCAGUUUCUGUGAGAGACUUCUAGCAAUCUUCUUCUUCUCAUA
Messenger RNA from Callithrix jacchus (white-tufted-ear marmoset), 979 nucleotides. Lineage: Eukaryota; Metazoa; Chordata; Mammalia; Primates; Cebidae. The record is from RefSeq and is a predicted model, not a curated record.